Molecule: messenger RNA, 2361 nt
Organism: Bradysia coprophila
Lineage: Eukaryota; Metazoa; Arthropoda; Insecta; Diptera; Sciaridae
Gene: Cerk
Product: Ceramide kinase
Biological process (GO): ceramide metabolic process; phosphorylation
Molecular function (GO): ceramide kinase activity
Source: RefSeq, a predicted model, not a curated record
UUCCAGAGAAAAAUAAAAUGUUUUUGUUAUUUCCAUUUAGUUGACCGUGCGAAUGCUACAAGCAAUUAUAUAUCGUUUAUUCAAAUAAAUUUUGUUAUACACAAGAAGGAAAAAAAGAGUAAUUUUAGUUUAGUUUAUAUUAAACGAUGAUCAGUUAACAAAAUGUGCGAUAAAAACAGUGUCUGAUUAGAGCAUAUCCCAAACAAAAUAUCAAAAAACGCUUUGCUCAAAUCAAAUUUAAGAAACUACAAUAAAUUAUGUGGAACAGCAGCCUAAAGACGAAUCAUCAAUAUGUCUGCAGAAAAAUCAAAUGCGCCAACAAAUGAAGCCAGCAACAUUGUGCUAUUAAAUACGUUUGUGAUAUUAAAAACCAAUUGUCGUGUCUUAUUCCAUUCGGAUGUUUUGGUAUGGGAAAAAGAGAAUUCGAAGAAAGACAAAACAACUAUUCCAAUAUGUGAUAUAAUUAGUAUUAAAUUACAAUUAACCAAUGCUGACAAAAGGAACAAAUUGAUAACAUUGCCAACGGAUCAGCCCAGAUGCUUUACAGUUUACUAUGCAAAACAAUGUGAUAAACAGAAUAAAUGGCGACGAUACAGCACUACAUUUUACCACAACGACUCCAGAACGAUAAAGAUUUGGUUUGCAACCAUUCAAGACGCUUUAAAUGACCAAAUCAAUCGCCCGAAAUCGUUGCUACUAUUCGUGAAUCCAUUUGGUGGCAAGCAAAACGCUCAGAAAACAUACGAAAAAUAUGGCAAGCCAAUGUUCCAAUUAGCCAAUAUUGAUGUGGACGUAGUUGUUUCGCAGAGACCUAAUCAGAUCCGUGAUAUUAUUUAUAAGCAAGCCUUAAGCCAAUACGACGGCAUUGUGUGUGUGGGUGGCGAUGGAACGUUCAGCGAAGUGUUCAAUGGUCUACUGUAUCGUGAAUUGAAGGACCACAAUUUAGAUCCCAUCAAUCCAGAUUACAUUCCAAAGCCAACGAUUCCCAUUGGCAUCAUUCCGGCGGGCAGUACCGACACAGUGGCAUUUUGUUUGCAUGGCACGACUGAUGUUCAAACCGCAGUGCUUCACAUUAUAUUGGGCCAGGUGAAAGGAUUGGACCUAUCUAGUGUAUCGAACGAAACGGGUCUGAUCAAAUUUUAUGCAAGUUGCAUGUCAUACGGAUACCUGGGUGAUGUGGCGGUAGAUAGCGAGAAAUUCAGAUGGAUGGGACCGAAGCGCUAUGAUUAUUCGGGUUUCAAGAAAUUUAUGCUCAACCGUGGCUACGACAGUGAGAUAACGAUGCUGCUAAGUGAGCGCAAUUCGAAUCCACUGGACGGCGUAAUGUGCGUAGAAAAUUGUAAACGAUGCGAUGAAUCGAUUGUGGAGAACAACCGAACUGUGAUAAAGGAAACGAUCAAUGACGACAAUAAUUUUGGUUCGAAUGGUGUGUAUCCAACGAAUGUGACGGCCGAAAUAGACGAAAGAUGGAAAAUUGUAAAGGGAAAAUUUUUCAUGGUUAACGGUGCCAACAUAUCUUGUGCAUGCUCGCGCAGCCCGAAUGGAUUUUCGAAGUUCUGCCAUUUGGGUGAUGGAUGCGUGGAUUUGGUACUGAUACGACACACAACGUUCUUGAACAACUUGAAACUUUUGCUCACCAUGUCCAAUAAAAAUGGACGACUGUCUGACUUACCCUUUGUGGAAAUAUAUCGAGCCAAAAAAUUUACACUCCGCUCACCGAUUGCUCAAAAUGAUUCAAACAUUGGCAGUUCGACGCAACCGAUACCAUUGUCAAAUCACUCACACAGUCAGUGGAAUUGCGAUGGUGAAGUGAUACACGAAUCUGAUUUGACUAUCAAAACUCAUUGCCAGCUGAUCAAAGUAUUUAUGAGAGGCACGUGUCAGUCAAUCUCAUCGGACGAUGUAGAACAUCCGUCAAUUUGCUGUGCUUUAUGUCGUUUAUAACGAAUGUUGUGCGAUCUUAUGGAUCUCACCUUAAGCAGGCUAUUUAUCUCGAAAAAGUGGACCUUAAAUCUUGGUAUACGUUUUAUAUCAAAAAGAAGAAAAAUUGCUUUUAAUAGUAAAGACUAGGAUGAGGGUAGUUUAACACGUCGUUAUAAUAGAUUUUUGUUAAUUUAUUUUGUAAAGUUUUCACUGCUCGAAAACUCUAAAGAAAUCAGUUUUGCUCACUUAACAAUAAAUUGUUUUAAAAAAAAUAUUUUAGAAAAUGGCAAAGUAUUAAAAGAGAAAAUGGUGUCCCGGUACGGCUCACAUUAACACUUGUUCUCUGUAGAUAGUAGAUUUUUAUUAUAUAACUUUUCGGUUGGGACUAUAUGUUGUUGUUAUGCAGAGAUUUGAAUAAACCAAAUUGAAAAAAAUUUA